Messenger RNA from Trachymyrmex septentrionalis, 5378 nucleotides. RefSeq names its product serine/threonine-protein kinase N (gene Pkn). Lineage: Eukaryota; Metazoa; Arthropoda; Insecta; Hymenoptera; Formicidae. Gene Ontology annotation, biological process: protein phosphorylation; signal transduction. Gene Ontology annotation, molecular function: ATP binding; small GTPase binding; protein serine/threonine kinase activity. The record is from RefSeq and is a predicted model, not a curated record. The transcript has 18 exons. The coding region runs from base 352 to 3504 and encodes 1050 amino acids.
UGUAUUAGUGCAUGACUCGCUGGUGCGCGCGACAGUUUCAUCGCCGAUCGGCCGAGCGAACUCGCGUCGAUUGUUUCGUCCGCUGGCGGAAUACGUGCUCGACGGGAUUUCACGUUCGGGUAACGAGUGUACUUCUAACGGAGCGGCGACGUGAGAUGCGGCGCCGUACGGCGGUGGGCACGGCGCCGACGCGACGCGACGCACGCAGCGCGAUAUAAUUCCGGGCCGCGCGAUCAAACGCGCCAUGGACCUCUCGUCCCGUCGGCUCAACGACGCGCACAAAGGACGGAUGGAAAGCGGCGGCAGUAGUGAGUGAGUGAGUGGAAGAGCGUUAUUGAGUGCGGGAGCAAGAUGGCGGAAUCGAGCUAUUAUCAGGGCGAUUACAUCAGGCACCCAGUUCUUUACGAACUGUCGAGCAAGUAUGGAGUGGCUGGCAGUGACCAGGUGCCCUUGCCGGCACGUCUUGACGUGCUGCGAGAACAUAUACGCCGAGAAAUACGCAAGGAGCUGAAAAUAAAGGCUGGCGCGGAGAAGCUGAGGGAGGUCGCGACCGAUCGCAAGUCGCUCUCGGAUGUCGCGACUAUUGUGAAGAAGGCGAACAGCAAGUUGAACGAGCUCCAAGCUGAGCUCCAGCAGCUCGAGAGUCAAAUUAUACUGACGCAGGGCCAGCCUCAAUCGCCGCAGCAGAAUCACUCCAACGGUCAAGACACGCCUCUAUCACCGAUGGGGCCUUCGUCGCCGAGUCAGGAAGGUCUAUUCACGGAUCUUCGGCUUCUGUCCUUGGAGAAGCAGCUCAAUAUCGAACUGAAGGUCAAGCAGGGUGCUGAAAACAUGAUACAGAGUUUAACAAGUGGCCAUCGUGACAAGAAACUGCUACAGGAGGCUCAACAAAUGCUAGAUGAUUCCCGUGUCAAAAUCGAGUUCCUACGUAUGCGGAUUAUGAAGGUGCGCCAAUCACGGCAGCAACAACGAGGCGAUGCACCACCACCGAACGGUGAAACAGCUAGUAAUAAAGAUAGGUACGAGCCCAGCUUGGAGCUCGCGUUGGAGGAAAGGGUGGAGGAGCUACGGCAUCGAUUACGAAUAGAAGCAGCUGUUGUAGAAGGUGCCAAGAACGUGAUACGUCUUCUACAAAGUGCCAAAGUCGCUGAUAAGAAGGCCCUAACCGAGGCGCAAGCAAGUCUCGCGGAAUCCAGUAGAAAAUUGGACUUACUUAGAUUGUCCCUCGAGCUCAGAAGGCAAGAGCUACCUCCCGACAGCGGUACCGCAGCUCAGUUAAAGAGAGAAUUAGCUAGCGUUCAGUCAGCUAGUCCAGUUCCUGUUACAUAUACAUCAUUACAACCGUUUCGCGGUCCUUUGGAGGGUAAAGCUACUGUACCAGCCUCGGUAUCGAGAUGCGCAGCUGUCACAGGACAAUUAGAGGUAAGAUUAAUGGGAUGUCAAGACUUAGCAGAAGAAGUGCCUGGGCGUACGAGAAGGGAACACCCUGCUAGUCCUGAUUUACGUAGUUUCGUUAAAGGUGUUACAGGACGCAGCUCAAGCAAAUCAUAUAGCGUGAAAGACGAAACAAGCAAUGAUAUUAUGGCAGUUAUAAAAUUAGAUAACCAAACCGUAGGACAAACUAGUUGGCGUCCAUGUUCCCAACAAGCUUGGGACCAAAGGUUUUCUAUUGAGCUUGAUAAAUCGAGAGAACUUGAAAUAGGCAUUUAUUGGAAAGAUUGGAGAUCUCUUUGCGCGGUUAAGUUUUUACGUUUAGAAGAAUUCAUUGAUGACGUUCGACACGGCAUGGCUCUACAAUUGGAACCGCAAGGCCUUCUGUUCGCAGAAAUAAAAUUCUUAAAUCCAAUGAUAUCGCGAAAGCCUAAAUUACAGCGUCAACGCAAAAUUUUUAAGCAGCAAGUGAAAAAUUUCCCAAGAGCUAAUCAAAUGAAUAUAAAUGUCGCGACGUGGGGUAGGCUGCUUAAACGUUCGGCGCCUUCAUUACACAAUUCCAGAAGCUCAGAAAGUCCACCGUCAGGACCACAACCGUUGCAACUUGUAUUUGAUACCUCAGUAGAAGAUAAGCCUGAAACUCCCGGCGAAGUGCCCGAUCCGGAGAAAGGUGGAUUGGGUGGCGCACGGCCUUUAGGUAUGUCAACAUCGAGUAGUAGUCCAACUUUGCCACGUCCUCCGGAGCAUCCUCCUCCACCACCACCAACUGUGACAAAAAAACCUACGCCUGCACCUACACCACCUCCCAAACUGGAUCAAGAGUUACAGAGUGCAUUAAGGGAGUUUGAUUUUCUGCACAACGAGGAAAAGGGCGGGCCUCAGGGUGCAAAUUUGAGGCCCCUUGUGACAGAGCCCCGCCCUGUACUGAUUGCACCACCCUCUCCACGCACACCCUCGCCCCAACCUGUCGUCGAGUUUCCUGAGGAUGAGGUUGUAUAUGAAAUGCCAGUUAGACCUCUUCAAUAUAGAGAUAGUGCCUACGAAUCAAGAAGGCAUUCUCAGCUCACUGGUAUGACUUUGGAGAAUUUCAGACUACUCUCCGUACUCGGUCGUGGACAUUUCGGCAAAGUAAUACUGUCGCAAUAUAGAAAUACAGGAGAGUACUUCGCAAUUAAAGCCUUGAAGAAAGGAGAUAUUAUAGCCAGAGAUGAAGUGGAGUCAUUGCUUUCUGAAAAGAGAAUAUUUGAAGUAGCAAACACGACGCGCCAUCCUUUCCUCGUUAAUUUAUUUGCGUGCUUUCAAACUGAGGCACACGUAUGUUUUGUAAUGGAAUAUGCAGCUGGCGGUGAUCUUAUGAUGCAUAUACAUGCUGAUGUUUUUGGAGAGCCACGCGCUGUGUUCUAUUCCGCUUGUGUAGUUCUUGGAUUGCAAUAUUUACACGAAAAUCGUAUUAUUUACAGAGACUUGAAGUUAGAUAAUCUGCUAUUAGAUACAGAAGGUUACGUUAAAAUCGCAGACUUUGGUUUAUGUAAAGAAGGUAUGGGAUUUGGAGACAGAACAGGUACUUUCUGCGGUACUCCUGAAUUCUUAGCGCCCGAAGUGCUGACGGAGACUUCUUAUACACGGGCUGUAGAUUGGUGGGGUCUUGGGGUCUUAAUAUUUGAAAUGUUGGUUGGAGAGUCCCCUUUCCCAGGUGAUGACGAAGAAGAAGUUUUUGAUUCUAUUGUAAAUGACGAAGUACGAUAUCCAAGAUUCCUUUCUUUGGAAGCAAUUGCAAUCAUGAGAAGAUUACUUAGAAAGAAUCCAGAAAGGAGAUUAGGUAGCAGUGAAAGAGACGCCGAAGAUGUUAAGAAACAAGCAUUUUUCAGACAUAUAGCUUGGGAUGAUUUACUCCUAAGACGCGUGAAACCACCUUUCGUACCAGUAAUUCAUUCAGUGGAAGAUGUAAGUAAUUUCGAUGAAGAGUUCACAUCAGAGAAGCCACAACUAACGCCUCCAAAAGAUCCUCGGCCUCUUAGCGACCUAGAGCAGAGUCUAUUUAAAGACUUUACUUAUAUGGCUGAUUGGUGCUAGCCGUAAUAAUUAAUAGAGAUAUUAAUUAUUACGAUUAGUUUAUGUUGAUGUGUAUAUUUUUCCCAUGAGAAAAUAUCCACAUAAUGAAAAAAAAGUUACUUCAUGCUAUGAAAUUGCGCAGUCGGUGGUAUUUACGCACGUUUGUUUAUCUGAGCAAUUUUAUCAUAUGUCAUACAUCAUGUAUAGAUUUUUUAUUUUGGAUACUAUGUUAAUGAUCACAGUAGGCACAUUUACAAGAGAAAAUUUUCAACCAAAGUGGUGUGCACAUGAAUGCAGCUCCAUAAGAGAUCUAUUCAUUAGUGAGACUAACAUCUCAUCUAAUUUCUCGAGUAUAACCAGAUGAAUUGUAACUGUUGAUGAUCAUUGGGUAACUGAUCAAUUGUAUAACCAAUCUCAAACAUCAUCUUGAAAUCAAAGACAUCCUGAAUGUCUUCUAUUCGAACUAAAGUAAUCGGUAUGACAAAGAUAAAAUCCAUAUUUGUCUAUAUUAUUUGAAUAUUCCAAAAAACCAUCUGCCAUUUUUGAACUGAUUUCUUCGCUUUGUUGCAACGAUUUCCAAGAGGCUAAAAACUUAAAAGAUCUAUAUAUCUUCUAUUUGAUAUCACGUUCUCAACUUCUAAUGCGGACGGAUAUAAUUCUGGUGCUCUCGAUUGUUCAUUGUUUAGCGAAUGGCUUCGCUAAAUAAGGUAUCUUUUCUUAUAGAUUGUGAGUCUCUGUUGUAAGUGGCCCUCAUAGUAUCCACCAUGUUCAUCAAUAAGCUGGGUUAGAAGAAUUGGAAACAAAUAUUUUCUUAUCAUGAGUUGGGUUGUUCCCAGCACUUUCGGUUGCACGUAAUAGAAAGUUCGGGAACAUUGAAAAAAUUGUUCAUCCAUAAGAGAAAAUUUUUUUUUCUUUUUUGGUUAUUUGUUUGUCUGAGUUUCGAAGAUAUAAACAUGAUAAUACAAUAAUAAUGAUAAAAUUGAAAACGCUUUUUGUAACACAAUAUAUUAGCUAAAAAUUCACCAAAAAUGAGUCAACUCAUUUCAAUUUUUGAUCUUUCUGAUACAAAUUGUAUGUUUAGACCUCUUGCAUAGACAUUCCAGUCACAAAUCCUGGAUAGCCGUUCUGAAGAAGAAUCAUCUUAUAUGACGAAUGCAACUUAAUUGUUCAUUGCCUUAGAAAUCUACCUUUUCUGGGAUUGCCCUUUCAAUUUAACUCUGGCAAUUCUUUAGACGUUACAAUUGCGUCAGAAUCUUUCUAACUUUUUGAUUUCCCAAAAUACGUUUUUUUUUUAUUUAGCCCUCAUGGUAAAUUAGAAUGUUUUCGAAAAUGUACUGAAUGCUAGGAAUUAUAUGGUGUUAAUUAUUUGUAAGGGACAAUGCGAAAAUAUAUACUAAAGUUUUCAGAGAAUAACAUUCAUCAAGAAUCACCUUGUAAUGCGAAGUUCGCUUUAGAAACUUCUUUUAUCGAAUCUCAGGUUUUCCGCUAAUGUUAUGAGUUGUUUGUACAUUUUUAGUAAAUAGAUAUUAUACAUGAAUUUACAAUCUCUGGUUUGAUACAAAGUAAUAUUGUAUGAAUUUAUGAUCAUAUUUUUAAAAGUUAAGAGGUUCCAAUCAAUUCUUGUCAGGCAAAGGAAAAAGCGAAUGAAGCCUAUUAAUCUUUCGACAAAGAAGUUUUUUUUGCAUAUAACUGAGAAUAAUUUUAGAUUACAUUUGCAAAAGUGAUCUCCAGACACUGUCCUGUUGCUAGUAUUAAAUAUGUAUGGAUGUCCUUUUGCGUGAAGAUAUAUAUUAUUUUCAACAUUUCGUUAUCUAUAUAUUGCUAAUUAUGUACAGUAAUACAUGCAAUAUUACUCAAAGAUUUUAUAUAUCCUUAUGGAACUUAAAGGAUAAUCA